AUGCAUAUUUUACAAGAGACACCGGUGGGAUACGCUCUAUUCAAGGAUAUGCCAUUAGAGUUAGUAGAAUUAUUUAGGUAUACAGACAUCAAGAAUGCGACUGAAUCGGUCAUAGGCAUACCAGAAGGAGUUCUUCCUUCUUCCCUCCUUCCUCUUUUCUCGCAGAACAUCUCAACGCUUACUCUUUCUAACGCAAAGCUAGCAGAAGUACUGCAGAAAGAAGCAGAGAAUAAAAAUAUGAAAAUAAAAAUCUGCACUAGUGAGGAUAAGGAUAGAGAGAUACAGAGUAGAUUACCCGAGCUAUUAAGCAUAGAGGAGAAAGAGUUAGAUAGAUAUUCUCUGAUUCUUGCACACUCUUUAUGCCGUGAAAAAUUAAAGAUGACUCCGCAGAAGAAUGAUGCCGUUAUAGUGCAAAGCAUUCGGGUUAUUUCCCGCUUAGAUAAGGACAUAAACAACAAAUGCAUGCGCAUCAGGGAGUGGUAUGGAAUGCACUGCCCAGAGCUAGGAGAGCUAAUAGAGGACAACCAGAAGUAUAUAGAGACAGUAGCAGUGCACUUAGCAAGAAUAUUACCAACUAAAGAGAGUGAUACUACAGAUGCAGAGAUGGAGCUGCCAAAAGAAUUAUCCGCAAUCCAGGGAAUAACUCUUUCUGCAGAAGUAGAAUCUGCUCUGAGCACAACUCUUUCAUCAGAGUCCACACCCGAAGAUGCUCACCUCAUUCUAUCUUCUGCCCUUCAACUGCUGUCAAUGUUCUCUUCAAGAGAAUCUCUGCAUGCACACUUACUCAAUCGAUUAUCCACCGUAGCUCCAAAUCUUCUGGAACUUUUGGGGCCACAGAUAGCUGCUUUAUUAAUCUCAGCCGCAGGAUCACUUUCUGACUUAGCAAGGCUUCCUGCUUCCUCAGUGCAAUUGCUUGGUGCAGAAAAGGCUCUGUUUAAGUCUCUGAAAGAAGGCAAGUCUACUCCAAAAUACGGACUAAUUUAUAAUUCAUCAUAUGUUGGCCAAGUACCACAGGAGAUAAAAGGGCAAAUAGCCAGAACUUUGGCUAAUAAGAUAGCUCUCUGUAGCCGAUGCGACAUAGCAGGAGAGGAAGAAGAGGGCGAGUAUGGAAUGCGGCUUAAGGAGUACAUGAACAAUAGAAUAAGUGAACUAAGCAGCAGAAACAAGAAUAAGACUAGAUCAGCACCGGCAGGGAAUAAGAGAAGAAAGCACUAGGCAGUGCUACGCAGAUAUAAAGCAGACUAAAAAGGUGUAUUCUCGCAGAUAUAUCCGGAAAUAAAGACUGUGCCAAUAUCUGUACAUAAUAAUCUUAGACAUAACAGAUUGAUUUGUUUAUUAUGCUAUAUUUAGUCUAAUCUACUCUAUCACUAUACAGACAGACUAAUUAUUAUUGCAUAUACAAUAGAAUAACGUAUUAAUGCACUGUGCUAUACGCCAUGCUUAGUCUAGUACAAAU
Molecule: messenger RNA, 1456 nt
Organism: Nematocida parisii ERTm1
Lineage: Eukaryota; Fungi; Microsporidia
Exons: 1
Coding region: 1-1215 (404 amino acids)
Cellular component (GO): small-subunit processome; box C/D methylation guide snoRNP complex
Molecular function (GO): snoRNA binding
Source: RefSeq, a predicted model, not a curated record